Messenger RNA from Moesziomyces aphidis, 1101 nucleotides. The record is from the annotation of a GenBank genome assembly. Lineage: Eukaryota; Fungi; Basidiomycota; Ustilaginomycetes; Ustilaginales; Ustilaginaceae.
AUGGCUGGCGAAAGCCUAAUCCAAACCAACCCCACGAGCUCAUCCCGCGCCCUCCCUUUCGCCAACUUUGGCUCAGCCUCUUGCACGCUCGGCCGGUCGAUCGUGCUUGCGUUGGGCCGCAUCGUCGCAUCGCCUCGUGCCUCCCCCACCGCCUUGGAUGCGCACCCCCUCGAAAGAAAUUGGAUUCAUCCGAAAUACACGGUCGCCCUCGCUCCCCCCAAAAAGCCCGACUCUGCAUCCCACGCCAAAACAAUGAAUGCCAAACCGGACGACACGCUCACAACAUCGAUCCGACCGAAUCCAUCCCGUUGCUCAUCGCUCCUGGUCUCGUCUCGUCUCGUCUCGGCCGCGCCGCGCCGCGCCCGCUCGCUUUCGAAUCGAAUCCAAAGUCGACUUUGCAUCAAUAUCCGGUGGACCUUCACCUCGCCCUCGCCCUCGCCCACGCCGCCCCUCCUGCUCAGCCUUCUGGCCCCCCAGACCCUCGCGGGAGCUUGGCUUGCAUUGCAUCGCUCCGCGCCGCCCCGUCUCGCCUCGCCUCAACGCUUCCGAUCCCCGCUCGCCCCUCAAAAUACGUAUAAAGUAGCCCCCCUCGCCCUUGCGCGCCCCACUCCCCCUCUUCUCUUUUACAACCAUCACCUCAAGCCAAACUCAACAAAGAUGGCUCGUACCAAGCAGACAGCCCGAAAGUCCACGGGUGGUAAGGCCCCCCGUAAGCAGCUCGCCACCAAGGCCGCACGCAAGUCGGCCCCCGCCGCCGGUGGUGUCAAGAAGCCUCACCGCUACAAGCCCGGUACCGUCGCCCUGCGUGAGAUUCGUCGCUACCAGAAGUCGACCGAGCUCCUCAUCCGCAAGCUGCCCUUCCAGCGUCUUCUCCUCAUCCGCAAGCUGCCCUUCCAGCGUCUUGUGCGUGAGAUUGCCCAGGACUUCAAGACCGACCUCCGCUUCCAGUCGUCGGCUAUCGGUGCCCUCCAGGAGGCUGCCGAGGCCUACCUCGUGUCGCUGUUCGAGGACACCAACCUGGCUGCUAUCCACGCCAAGCGUGUCACCAUCCAGCCCAAGGACAUCGCCCUCGCGCGACGACUGCGUGGCGAGCGAUCCUAA